AUGGCUCCAAUACGAAGAUUGUGGAUGGGGAUCGUUUAUUUCUUCGACUUCCUGACAAAUUCUCCAAGCCAGCUUUAUCCUUCAGAGAACACUCCGGAUCUUCAAAUUCCAGUGCAGCCGGUUCAGCCCAUCCAGCCGCAGGCCACCAAAUACCCAAUCUUCAAUCCACCAGAUGAACUUGAAGAUGAACCUUUUCGAUGUGAAUACCCCGACUAUCCCGAGAAGGACGGCUGGAGAGCCUGCAACACCAAGACAGACAGGCAAUGUUGGCUCCAAAAUAUCAAGACUGGCCAAAAGUUCGACAUCCAUACGGAUUACGAGAACAAUGGCCCCAAAGGUAUCGUGAGACACUACUAUCUGGAGCUGGCGGAAUCUACUCGCAACCCUGAUGGCUUUGGAAAUCUACCGGUGCAGCUGUUCAAUGACAGCUUCCCUGGUCCUCGAAUCCAAGCUUGCUGGGGUGAUCAAGUGCAUAUCACAAUCAACAACACGUUGGUGGGCAAAACUCCGGAUGAAGGAAAUGGUACCACAGUCCAUUGGCAUGGGUUCAGACAAUUGCAUACCGGCUAUAUGGAUGGCGUCAAUGCAGUCACACAGUGUCCGAUUGCUCCGAAUACCAGCUUCACAUACAUUUUCAACAUCACCCAAUAUGGAACUUCGUGGUAUCACAGUCACUAUUCCUUGCAGUAUGCCGCUGGUGCUCUAGGACCCCUGACCGUCUAUGGUCCAAUGUCCAAAAAUUUCGACCAUCAGUUGUAUCCCGUCAUAAUGAGCGACUGGCUCCACAAAAGUGUGUACCAGAAGUGGGAUAACUCCAUCCAGGGAAAAGGGUCACAGAUAUUUAUUGACAACAUUCUGCAAAACGGCAUUGGUCAGUCGAUACCCAACCUCUUAGGUCACUGGCCGCCUCAAAUUGACAUUGCCAAAAAGCCCAAGUUCAACGAGGUAUUCUUCCAGAAGGGUGUGAAGUACCUGAUGAGGCUCAUCAACGGUGCCGCGGACACGACGUUCGUAUUUUCCAUCGACGACCACAAGUUCUGGGUGGUCUCCACCGACUUUGUGGCGAUUGAGCCAUAUUAUACCGAUCACGUCGUGGUAGGGAUAGGGCAGCGAUACAACAUCAUCGUCGAUGCCAACCCGGAGAGAUACACCAGGGACCACAGCUACUGGAUCCGUACCAUUCCCGCGAAGAACUGCAGUUCUUUGGCCCCGGGGGCUCCCGUGCCUGACAAUCGCACUGGUAUUGUUCGAUAUACUCUCAGUGACGAGCUGCCGAGCACUCAGAUGGGAAAUUUUAAACCAAACUGUUCGGACGAGACGUACUGGCGGAACAUCACUCCAAUUGUCCCUUGGGAGGUCAGCACUUCCAGAAAAUACGUGGAUCCGCUGUAUCUUACUAUCGAGGAGAUGCAGGGCUUCCCAUACUGGCCAUGUAACCAGACGGUCUUCCGAUUCGAUCUGGUACCCAAACACCCAAUGUGGCUCAACUUCAGCGAACCAACACUCUUCAACCUUGACCAAAACUUCAGCAAGAAAGGGUGGCUGGCCGUGGUGGACACCCAGGACACCCCGGCAGAAGACUGGGUGCAACUGACCAUCAUCUCCGGGCCCAAAAAGGGCGGAGCACCACUCCUCCCACACCCGGUGCCCAAGGUGCCCGGCGCCUUCAUCCCGGGCUUCCACCCGAUCCACCUGCACGGGCACGACUUUGCGGUGCUGGACCAGUGCGUCCCCACCGACAACUCGGAGGAGUGCGACGUCUCCAACGCCAACCUGACCCUGCACAACCCGCCGCGGCGCGACGUCGCCUUCCUGCCCGACGGCGGCUACCUGAUCAUCGCCUUCCGCGCCGACAACCCGGGCGUCUGGAUCAUGCACUGCCACAUCGCCUUCCACGCCUCGUCCGGUCUGGCCGUCCAGAUCGUCGAGAACGGCCACAAGAUCGACUUCCCGCCCUUCGUCGAGGAAGAAUUCGCAGACAUGUGUCGGAGAUGGGACGACUGGAACCCGCGCAUCCACGACUCUUCGGAUCCGUGUGGCUACCUGGAUCCGGAUGAGGAGCCUCUCCAGACUGACUCUGGCAUCUAG
This is a messenger RNA of Fonsecaea multimorphosa CBS 102226, 2088 nucleotides long. RefSeq lists its product as uncharacterized. The record is from RefSeq and is a predicted model, not a curated record. The transcript has 7 exons. The coding region runs from base 1 to 2088 and encodes 695 amino acids. Lineage: Eukaryota; Fungi; Ascomycota; Eurotiomycetes; Chaetothyriales; Herpotrichiellaceae. Gene Ontology annotation, molecular function: oxidoreductase activity; copper ion binding.